Plutella xylostella (diamondback moth) is the source of this 1740-nucleotide messenger RNA. NCBI's taxonomy places the organism in Eukaryota, Metazoa, Arthropoda, Insecta, Lepidoptera, Plutellidae. The record is from RefSeq and is a predicted model, not a curated record.
AUGGCGCCUGACGCGGUGUUUUCUAGUGUGUCCGACAAGAACGAAUUCACGAAAUUCGCCAAGUUUCUAGCUUAUAAGGGAGUGCAGGUUAUAGUGGAGUCUCGAAAGGGGCAGAAGAUCGAAGCGAACAGCAAACCUCAAAGCGCAGAUUCGGACUGGUUCAACCUCCAAAUACCGGAUUCUCCAGAGGUGAACCAGGCGACCAAGAAUGCUUUGCCGUCAGACAAGAUAUUGGAGACGUUCAAGUCAGAAUUGCACGUGGAAAUCAGCGUGCAGACUGAAGAUGGAGACGAAAUGGUGCUAGAGCUGUGGACUUUCGGUCUUGACGAGACCCAGUUUGAUCCCACACUGAAAGCCAUGAAUACGGUGUAUUUCCGAAUGGGGAUCCUGCUGAAAUCCUUAAUAGCUAUUACAAGGAUCACACCAGCCUACCAUCUGUCAAGGCAGCAGAGAACAGAGUCAUUCACAAUAUUCUACAGAGUCUACAGCGGUGAACCUAAGAAUAAGUUGCUUGGGGAUUCAGUGAAAAGGGUACAAGUGGGAAUUCUAAGGACCCCAAGAGGCGGUAUCAAGUUUUCCGUCGCAUACAGAACUGACUUGUCCAUAUCUCCAAACAGAUCGCACAAAAACGACUCGUUGCUGCUAAAAAGCGACCAUUUCGAGUUGAGUCCUAAGCACAUAAUCUUCGAUUCGAAGAGGAAACGGGAAGUUAAGGAGAAAUCUCCUAUAGACUUGAACAAGCCGUUGAGGCUAGCGGCUUUUGUGGACGAAGAGUUGAUUCAGAAGGUUUUCGAUGAGUUUUUCGAGAAGUUUCCGAUACCGAAAUGCAAGACGCACUACCCGCCUAAGAUAGAAAAGCCGAUAGAGAGCAAGAGCACGCAAGAACUCGACAUAAGCGUGUUGUCGAAAAGCCCAACUUCCUUCGAAAUGCCUCCGAAGAAAUUCGCUGGAUUCCGAAGCGAAAAUGAACCACCACUAAAGCUGUUAUACUUCCCUUUUGCAGACAGACACCCUUUGAGGGAACUCGCAGAGUUUUACAAAGACCUAUUCAACGCACCACAUUUAAAGUUAGUUGAGGACUUAGAGCGGUCCAAGUCGAAAAGUCCAAGCGGUGAUGGUAUAGAAGUAGACAUGGUGACGUCCAGUGAAGAUUUGACGAAAGACUUGGUGAUGUAUGAGAAUUCCGUUCAGGAGUUUGAUGACUUGUUGGCUGAUAUGUGUAGGUCUGCCGAGUGGAGCGGUGGCAGUUAAAUUGGGCACAAUUUCUGAACUGAUUGUGUGGAGUUUUGGAUUUGUCUAUGCUUGGUAUUGGUUUCUUAUUUAUUUGUUUGUGUAUCUUUUGAUAUGUUACGUUAGUGUUUUGUUUAUAACGUUUAAUCGUGGAGUUUUAACGAUGUAGUAAUGUAAAAGUAAAUACAAUUUUAUGAGGCAAAUUGAAUUAAAUUCUACACAAUCAGUUCUAUAAAGUUAAGGUAUGGGUAUAGACUGAAUUUGUAAAGGCUAAUAAUGGAAAAACAUGGAAUGAAUUUGCUAUAACUGUGUCUAAUGUAAAUAGUUUUCUAUUAUAUUACGAGUAUAAUGAAAUGAUACAUACAAGUAUGUUUAUCAAUGAUCAAUAUUCUCUAUUGAGCUAUACAAUGAUACGAAUGUUAUGAAUUAGUCAUAUCGUAGGCCAAAUUAUAUUGUUAAAUGGAUUGUUGCUUUAUGCAUAGCUUUUUCAUAUUAAAGUUCUGUAGAUUG